This is a messenger RNA of Selaginella moellendorffii, 513 nucleotides long. RefSeq lists its product as uncharacterized. The transcript is spliced from 5 exons. The coding region runs from base 25 to 426 and encodes 133 amino acids. Lineage: Eukaryota; Viridiplantae; Streptophyta; Lycopodiopsida; Selaginellales; Selaginellaceae. The record is from RefSeq and is a predicted model, not a curated record.
AGGUCAAGAAAAAUCAAAAUUAAAAUGGCGCCAAUAGCAGGGGUUUGCUUGCAGCACAUCGCGAGGGAGGCGGAUGAUCCACACGCCAUGGCGCUCUUCUACCAAGAGGUUCUAGGGUUCAAUCGGUUGGAGACUCCGAAUUUUGGCGCCAUGACCGUGAUUUGGAUGUCGCUGCCACCGUCGCAUUCGCUGCAUUUGAUCGGUCGUGAAUCCAAGCGCUCUACAAGCUCGAGGAAAGAUCCAAGUGUGCUUCCCAAAAGCGAUCACUUAGCAUUUCGUGUCGAAAAUUACAAUGCCGCAGUCCAGCUUAUAAAGGACAGGGGUAUCGAGAUCUUCGAAAAGACGCAGCAAGACGGGAAGAUCAAACAAGCUUUUUUCUAUGAUCCGGAGGGAAACGGAAUUGAAAUAGGAAAUUGGCCAGCUUAGCAAAUGUGUUUUCCAGAAUGAUAUUCGCCUUUAAUUAGUUUGUAAUCAGGGUUUAUCGUUAUAAAAAAAUGUGAUGUUGGAGUAAAA